Molecule: messenger RNA, 618 nt
Organism: Gossypium raimondii (Peruvian cotton)
Lineage: Eukaryota; Viridiplantae; Streptophyta; Magnoliopsida; Malvales; Malvaceae
Product: agamous-like MADS-box protein AGL62
Exons: 1
Coding region: 1-618 (205 amino acids)
Biological process (GO): regulation of transcription by RNA polymerase II
Molecular function (GO): DNA-binding transcription factor activity, RNA polymerase II-specific; protein dimerization activity; RNA polymerase II cis-regulatory region sequence-specific DNA binding
Source: RefSeq, a predicted model, not a curated record
AUGACAGGCUCAUCCCGUUUCCAAAAUGAUGCACAGGAAUUUAUAAGAAAAUCUCUAUGUGAGAUUAAGAUCAUUGAAAAUACAGAUGACAGGCUCAUCCCAUUUUCAAAACGAUGCACAACAAUUUAUACGAAAAUCUCUAUGUUCUCCACUCUUUGUGGUGGGGAGAUUCUUUUUAUUAUUUUCUCAGCGGCUGGUAAACCUUAUUCGUUUAGUUAUCCUUCUGUUGAAUCUGUCGCUAAAAGCUUUUCAAACUCUAGCCAAUAUCUUGAGGAAACCACUGAUGCUCCUGUUGAGACUUACCGUAAGGAAAGAAUGAACUUGCUUGUACAAGAUUUCAAUGAUGUUCAAGCGCAAUUAGACGUAAUAAAAGAAAAACAAAAGGAGAUUUCUUUGGUCCAACAAUCACAUGGAACAGAAAUUCGUCAUUGGUGGAAAGGUCCUAUUGACCAGCUUAACCUGAAGGAGCUCUAUGAACAAGACGAACGCUUCACAGAGUUUAACAACUUGAUCCCUAUCACGAGGGACAAGAAGAUUGCAGCUAUUUCCUCAAUGCAGGCUUCGAUGGAUAAGGAUAUCCCUUCUACCUCUCCCUCCAGAUAUGGCCCUAAUUUGUAA